Messenger RNA from Arabis nemorensis, 702 nucleotides. The record is from the annotation of a GenBank genome assembly. Lineage: Eukaryota; Viridiplantae; Streptophyta; Magnoliopsida; Brassicales; Brassicaceae.
AUGGAUUCCGAUUCUUGGAGUGAUCGUCUCGCAUCGGCUUCAAGGAGGUACCAGCUGGAUUUCUUGUCGCGAUCUGACACUUUCUUGGGGUUUGAGGAGAUAGAGGGAGAAGAUGAUUUCAGGGAGGAAUAUGCUUGCCCGUUCUGCUCAGACUAUUUUGAUAUCGUGUCUCUCUGCUGCCACGUAGACGAAGAUCAUCCUAUGGACGCAAAAAAUGGGGUAUGCCCCGUUUGUGCGGUGAAAGUGAGCUCUGAUAUGGUUGCUCACAUAACCCUUCAGCAUGCAAAUAUUGUGUUUCAUUCCUUAACAAAAUAUUACGGAACGCGGAAAAGAAAAUCAAGAAGAGGCGGGGCUCAGUCCAUGCUAUCGAUCUUGAAGAGAGAGUUUCCUGAUGGCAAUUUUCAGAGCCUAUUUGAUGGAUCCUCGCGUGUUAUAUCUUCUUCUUCUUCAUCCAAUAUAGCUGCUGACCCGUUGCUGUCUUCAUUCAUUUCACCAAUGGCUGAUGACUUUUUUAUUUCCGAGUCAAGUCUAUGUGCAGAAACAAGUUCUGCCAAAAAGACGUUGAAUCAGGGUUUGCCUGAACGGUUUUCCAGGAAUGUUGAAAAGCAGUCUCUUUCAGCAGAGGAUCACCGAGAAAAGUUGAAACAGAGCGAGUUUGUUCAAGGGAUUUUGAGCUCUACGAUUCUUAAUGACGGGUUAUAA